AUCGACUUGGUCAUCAAUAAUCGUCUGAAUACCUCCAGGUCCACAGACACCUAGGCACAAAUGUGCAGAUAGAUACAGUUAGUUGAAACCCAUGCCAGCAUGAUGACUUGCACUGGAGACCAUGUAUCGAGCAGUAAUUGGAUCAGAGCUAUGACAACGUGCUUCGAAUUAAGCUCAGUGAUGCUAUUCAGCUUGGUACAUCUGAGUCCGUCGAAUCGGACUUAGCGAGGUGUCUCUCUCCCUUACAUGAUCGAGGGAAAGGGUAAUAAAGAUUAGAGGAGAUCUUGAUCUUUUAUAUCCGUAUAUGUGAUGGGCUGAGGUCUGAUGAAUUACAAGCGUACCGUAUAAACUCGGGACAUUGGGAAAUUUGAUUCUGGCAGCCAAGCCCACCAUAACCCAUAACCCUCUGAACCUAUUUGACACCCUUAGGGUUAUGGCUGAGAUCCAGCUGUGCCCUGGUCUGUCCACUGCAACAGUGGGUUUCCUGCAAAGGCUUCAAUUGGUGGGCGUCAAACGGGUUCAGAGGCAAUUGGGUACGGAGGUUGGGGCCAAAAGUUAUCAUCACUCCAAGAUAGCCAAGACUGCCAAGGCCCGGAUACAGCAUAGUACGCAUCUCCCUGCGCUGGAGUGCUUCAUGGGCGGUGCCCAAUCAGCGAAGAGGGAGAGAAACCGCUAUGCCCAAAUUAAAUACAGUGGUACGGAUCCUGAUUGGCCACUUCAAAAACUCCAACGAGGAGGUAGCCCGACCAGCGACAGCGCCACGGCGAGCAUGACUGAUAACUCGGCGUCGAGCGCUACCAAGACGGCAGCCGCCGCUCCCAAUGGCGUGGACGGGCCCGCUUCGGCCGCGGCGAACGGUGGUGGCAUCCCCUAUUACGAGAAGCAGCGGGAUCACUUGAAGGAGCUGAUUGCAAAGAAGAGGAUGCUUGACAAGAGGCUGGCUGCGACAGAAGAACUCAUUGCACAAAAAGAGGCCGAGUACCUCGAGAACACGCCCGCGGGGAACAUCAUUAUCGGCUUCGACAACUACACCAAGGGCACAAGCACGGCGGCCGCGCAGCGCCGCAAGACGGGCCUGACCGACUCGUACAGAGUGUUUUCCAAGAGCUCCGUGUCGUAUAAUGCUGCGGCGGCAGCAGACGCGCAAACACCCGCUUCGACGCCCGCCUCGCACGCACCCACGCCGGUGUCGACCAGCUUUGGGAAUAACAGAGACGGCGGCGGCGGCGCCGGAGGGGCAGCGUCUAGCGCGCCAACACCUACAAGUGCCACUGGGGGUGGGAGGCAGACGGGGAAAAAGAGCAAGAAGAGUGCCGCGGCGGCGGCGGCUGCUGCUGCUGCUAGUGGAGUGGAGGAUAGUGAGACGGACUCGAGAGAGACGAAGAAGAUUAGGACUAGUUUUGGGGCGGUGAGGAGGUAG
Canariomyces notabilis is the source of this 1420-nucleotide messenger RNA. RefSeq names its product NuA4-domain-containing protein. The coding region runs from base 434 to 1420 and encodes 328 amino acids. Gene Ontology annotation, cellular component: NuA4 histone acetyltransferase complex. The transcript has 7 exons. NCBI's taxonomy places the organism in Eukaryota, Fungi, Ascomycota, Sordariomycetes, Sordariales, Chaetomiaceae. The record is from RefSeq and is a predicted model, not a curated record.